Molecule: messenger RNA, 2484 nt
Organism: Penicillium verhagenii
Lineage: Eukaryota; Fungi; Ascomycota; Eurotiomycetes; Eurotiales; Aspergillaceae
Product: SAM and PH domain-containing protein
Exons: 3
Coding region: 1-2484 (827 amino acids)
Molecular function (GO): protein binding
Source: RefSeq, a predicted model, not a curated record
AUGGCUGGUCAACGUGAUCACCGCACUGCACUCAAAUACCUCCGAUCGAAGGUCAACGGAACAUUUGCAUCCUCAAAGCCCAUUCGUCCAAUGAGCCCGCCAUCAGUAUCGACAGAGAUAUUGGAUACAGACAUUGACUCGGACUCUCAGCCUGAUUCUAUGGAUGACUCUUCACGUAGUGUUCUCUCGCUCGACACCUCAAGUGUGACAACCGCCUCAACUCCUGAUGAUGUCAAAACCCCUGGUUCUACCGGGCUUACCUCCUUUCACUUCCACAUCGAUGACAACCCAAUAUCAGGUCCAGAGGGACCUCAUCUUUUUCGCUUGUCAAAUGGAUCUAUGGAAAUCAAGUCUACAGUUGAGAUCGAUUUGAUUUUCGGUGAUGAGUCGGAUGCAGACAGCGAUGUCAUUCCUUACAAUAUCCCCACAUCCACCUACGAGCCUGGCCGAAGCUUUGAACCUGCGCCAAUUUUUGAACAUGGGCAAACCUUUGAGCCUGGGCGAAGGGACACGCCUGUUCCUUGUGUUGCAAAUCCCAGAACUCCGCUUCAAACCGUGCUCGAAGACCCAGCAGAACCCGAUGGAUCACAAGUGGUGAACUGGAAUCCUCAAACUGUUGUCAGUUGGUUACAGAAGAUGAAUUUUGAUGAUGGUGUUAUUGAGAAAUUUUUCAUCAAUGACAUCACGGGUGCAAUUUUAUUGGAACUUGAGCAGCAAGACCUAAAAGAGCUUGACAUUCAGUCAUUUGGGAAGCGCCAUCAGUUGAUGGCCUCUAUUCGGAGCCUCCGCAACGGCACUUAUUCGAAUGUUUCAAAUCCAAGUCUUGGUUCUGAGCCCGUUUCACGGGAGCCAACCCCUAAUUCCAUGACAGCAGAAGUCGGCGCUAGAAGCUGCAAUGCGACUCCAGUUGGUUCUAGAAGCUGCAAUGCGACUCCAGUCGCCUGUGAGGCGACCUCGCCUCAAACAGAAAACGACGAAUUUCCCUCUCGCCGUCAACGGCGACGUCGCCGCGCAGGAGCUAUUGGUCCCAAUGAUUCAGUAUCCAUUGUUGGGAUUGAGCAAUUGUUGCCUAAGGUCCAUAGAUGCUCGAAAGGUGAAGAGUGCCGCAAAUGGCAAAAGCAGCACGCUCGAGUCACCCGCUUUCCUCAAGAUGCUUCUUCUGAAACUAUGGAGGAUCCCAUAGUCACAGCUGGAGACACUGGAAGCCCAUCAUGUUCUCGAAACAUGGUAAAAUCUCCAAAAUCGGAAGUCACUCCCUCAAUAGUCGCAUCCUCUCAUGCUCUUGGCCCAAAACAUGUGUCUGAAAUGCCAAUUUCUGAAGAACAACUCGAUGACGUCGAGUCUCGAGAUCCCCAAGAGAACGUGCGUAACUUCUUGAAUUUCCAACGCCUGAGCCGAUUACAACCAGUUACCGACCCCGCAACUCCCCCAAUCGAUGUUUUCCCGUCUCCCGAUGCCGACUCUCCUGGCUCUCUUGCCGAGCAACUUCGCAGCCUCCCCAGACUUCGUAUUCCGAGCAGUCAUGGUCUAUCUCCGAGAAGCGCUGGCGCUCUCUCUGGCCAACGCACCAUUACCCCUUCUGUACUCCGGAAAAAGGAAAACUUUCAGCCGCCCACCACUGCACAGGUCCCAACUCCCUACACAGCCAUCUUCUCACCGUCCGAUUAUUAUCGCCAGGAUUCCCACUAUGGACUGACUUCUCCAUUUUCCGAGGUGGAUGUUCCUAUGACUGCAAUUCCAUCCGGACCUGUUGAGCGCCGCUUUUCACAAUCGGUACCUCCAGAUAUGCGGUUUGGAAACUAUAUGCCUCACAGAGGAGCUGAUCCAAUCGAACGACCUGGGUCCACCAAAGAUAAUCAUAGACGCAAGAUGUCCCAACCCUAUAUGCGCCGUCUCGAUGAGGGACGCAUGAUGUCGCCCAUUGAGACUCCAGAGGAUCUGGAGCGAACUCCACGUGCUGGCAACUACCGAUACCACCCAUUUAGCCCAACAGGUGAACCCAGCGAUGAAAUCAUCCACAGCGGAUGGAUGAAGAAGCGCAAGACAACUCGUCUUUUCCGCCACGAGUGGAAUGAGCACGUAUUUGCUCUACGAGGCACGCAGCUUAGCAUGUUCACCACUGAGCAUGAUGCCCAAAAUAACUGGAAGGCUCUCGAGCACAUUGAUGUCGACGAUUAUGCCGUGGCUUGUUCAUCCCUUGCCUCCAGUUCCAAAUUGACCGCCGCAUUCAAGAGGACUAUCUUGAAGCGUACGGAUGACACUCGGGGAGGAACAGCCUUUGCCUUUUCGCUGAUUCCAUCGCCCACGAGCAUGACUGCAGUUGAGAGGAAGACGCUAUUCAGCAACGGUCUCAAGUCGCAUCACUUUGCCGUUCCCAACGGCUAUGAUCGCAUUACAUGGAUGCGCGAGGUUAUGCUGGCCAAAGCUCUUCGCCGCGGCCGCGAAAUCGGUGCCUCCAUGAAUAUGAACGGCAAUGUCAUUUAA